UAAUAAAUUCUUUAUUUCAGAACAAUUUAAGUCCCAUAAUUUACAUGAAUACAAUUUUAAUAAUUUUUAAUACAGAUAAAACCAAUGAACACAUAAAGCCAUUACUUAAUUAAAUCAUAAUAAUUGAGAUCCAAGUUUUAGAGCGCGCGCAAGAUAAGUCUGCGCGCGGCCAAAAUUGGAACUAAACAUUGGCCGCCAUCUUGUCGUUCCGUGUUUUUAUUCGUUUUUAAAGUAAAUAAUCGCCUUCAUUAUGCCGAAAGUGAUUAAAAGUGCUGGUAGAGAUAUUAUCUUGAAGGUCAAACGUGCUUGUGAAGAAGAACGCGAUAAGAACGGGCCUACAGUACCGUUUUCCAAGGUUAGAGCUCGCGUUGCUUAUUUGACAGGCGUUUCGGAACGUACCGUCACCCAAAUAACACAAGAGGGUAAUGUAGCAGCAGCUUCAUCUUCAAAGAUUGUGACCCCCGGAAAAAGUAGGAACCGGAAGAAAAAAAUUGCUGAACUAGACGAUUUUGAUAAGUGCGCUAUAAGGCAUAAAAUUCAAUCGUUUUACGUCGUGAAGAAGGAGAUUCCUACCAUUAAUAAACUUUGGUUGGAAUUGAAAGCAGAUAUUGAUUUUUUUGGCAGAACAUCAUUGAGGACUAUUUUAAAGACUAUGGGCUAUAAAUACAAAAAAUGCCAGUCUAAACGAAAGGUUUUAAUAGAACGCAGUGAUAUUGCAGCUUGGAGAGCAAAAUAUAUUUUGAGGCUACGCAAGAAUCGUCAGGAAGAAACUCGACCUGUCAUUUAUCUUGAUGAAACGUACAUCCAUGCUUCAUACCACCUCGAAAAAUGUUGGCAAUCGGAGAAAGAGCCUGGUGUUCUUGCUUCUGAUAGCGUUGGCGAAAGAUGGAUUAUAGCUCAUGCUGGUGGAAAAACUGGGUUUGUUGACAACGGACUGCUAAUAUUUAAAUCCAAAACAAAAUCGAGUGAUUAUCAUGACGAUAUGAAUUCAAUAAACUUCAUGCGAUGGAUGAAAGAAAAAAUUGUGCCAAAUCUACCACCGAAUAACAUUGUAGUGAUGGAUAAUGCGUCUUACCACUGCACACAGAUUAACAAGGCCCCUUCAAUGGGUAAUAGAAAAGCAGAGCUCCAAGAGUGGCUUACGAAUAAUAAUAUUGAAGUCGAUGAUUGUUGGACAAAAGCACAAUUGUAUGAACUAAUUAAAAGGCACAAAGGUGAUCCAAAGUAUGAAGUUGAUAAAAUGUUAAAUGAAAAUGGACAUGAGGUUCUUCGAUUACCACCAUACCACUGUGAUUUAAAUCCGAUUGAGAAGAUUUGGGCAAUCGUAAAGAGGCACAUUGCAGAAAAAAAUGUGAAUCAAGCGCCUAGCGAAAUAGCGCCGAUUACUGAGGAGGCAUUCAGCACAAUAACCACAGAAGAAUGGGUUAAUGUGUGUCUACAUGUCGAAAAAAUAGAAGACCAAUAUUAUGAUUCCGACAGGCUACUCGAUAUAGAAAUGGACAAAUUUAUUAUUAAUGUUACUGGUGACACUUCCGACUCUUCUGAUGAAGAUUCGGAUAUGGACUCUGACGAAGAUUGUCCAAUGGAAGGUAUAAAUCCACUGCAGGACCAUUCCUAUACCAAAUUUAGCAGUACAAGAUUUUGAAUAAAUUAUUAACAAU
Molecule: messenger RNA, 1661 nt
Organism: Colias croceus (clouded yellow)
Lineage: Eukaryota; Metazoa; Arthropoda; Insecta; Lepidoptera; Pieridae
Exons: 2
Coding region: 251-1645 (464 amino acids)
Molecular function (GO): nucleic acid binding
Source: RefSeq, a predicted model, not a curated record